ACCAACAUUUAUCAUAUUUUGCCAAACACCACCUACGGUACCAGACUAUAGUUCCCACUAUUGACAUUUCACAGUCCAAAAUUUGAUAAAACGGUCGAUCAAUUUAUAAAUUAAAAAUUUAACCAAGUUAUUGAAAAAAAAUUGCUUACAAUUGGCGUUUUCAUAAACUUGGUCGAUCAAUUUAGAGUUUUCAUAAACUUGGUAGAACUUAAAAUUUCAUUGAUUUUCAUGCUAUUCAACGUCGAUUCUCAUCGGUGGAUGGGAAUAUCCCAAUCCUGCUACGUUAAUCCGGUAUUUCUGUUGCUUAACCAGACGGAUAUCUAAUUGCGUUGACUUUAUUUUGUUUGCUUGCUUCAUAUUUGAUGAUAAACUUCGUUCGCCUUCUUUUUCAGAUGCGUGAAGAAUACCAAAUAGUAACAGAUAAAAAAUAGAGUACGGUAGGAUGGCUGUAAAAAUGACGAAAAGUUUUUGUUUACUGCUUUUGAAAUUUUUAUUUUACUGCGAAAUUCUGCAAACAGCACUUGGGUCGACCGAUGAGCCCACCGUUAGUCCGGGAGAUGUGAAUGGGUACUUCUUGGACAGUCUGUUGGUCAACUAUGAUGGUCGAGUUAGACCCAAUUUUGGAAAAGAGUCAGUGCUGGUGAACAUAUCACUGCAAGUGGCCAGCAUAGGACACAUAGCCGAGUCAACCAUGGACUACCGCGUGACUGUGUUCUUACGCCAGCUGUGGAAUGACCCCAGACUCCAGUUCACUGAUGGGUCAGAGCCAGUGAAUGUGGAUGUGUCCCUCCUGAAGAGUCUGUGGGUUCCUGACUUGUUUGUGGUGAAUGAGAAGUCGGCUAAUUUCCACUCUGUCACCAAGGACAACAAACUGUUGCGUAUUUCGCCCACUGGAGAUGUGUUGCUUAGUCAGAGGUUGAGUUUGACUUUGGCGUGCAACAUGAAGCUGCAUCGCUUCCCGAUGGAUCAACAGAUCUGCAAAAUACAACUAGAGAGCUAUGCGUUCACCACUCGUGAUAUUGACUUUAAAUGGGCCGAAGGGAUCGCCAUGAACAUCGAAGAAUCAGUUGAGCUGCCCCAGUUCUUCAUCCAGUCUUACUGGACCGAGAUAUGCACCCGGAUGUACAGCACCGGCGAAUACCCCUGCGUCGAGGCGCUCAUUAAACUUCAACGUCAGACUGGUUAUUACAUAAUCCAGACUUAUAUUCCGACACUGCUGAUUGUCUGUCUCAGUUGGAUCUCGUUCUGGAUCGAUGCCACUGCCUCGACUGCCAGGGUGGCACUGGGUAUCACGACUGUGCUCACUAUGACGACUCAAACGUCGUCCGCACAAGAGAGCUUGCCAAAGGUGUCCUACAUCAAAGCGAUUGACAUCUGGAUGGCGGUGUGUCUGCUGUUCGUCUUCUCCGCCCUGCUGGAGUUCUCGGCUGUGAACUACAUGGCCAGGUGGAAUGAGAAACGACUGCAGAAGAAACAAGAGAAGAAACAGGCGGCCGAUAAACUACUAGAAGAUGAACAGGAGGCUGCAGGAGAAUCUUCCUUUGCAAACGGAGUUCCUAUUUUCGAAAAUCAGUCUCACCAUAACUCGAAACCCGAAAUGUUUCGUGAAAAGGCAUCAUCAUCCGGGUUUCUAAGCGGUCUAAUUUCACGAAAAACAGGCAGAAGAACCAUCAAAAAUGAUGUGGAGCAAUAUAUUGCGUGCAAUAACAAUCUACAUGACUAUCCCGAAACCACUCUUGAAAUCGAACACUCAAAAAAUGUAGUUGAUGAAGAGUUUUCAGACGCAGAUGAAAAUGACCAAGCCAUUGAACAAAAAUGCCAAGAUUUGAAGAAAGUAGAAGCAAAUAAAGUCGUCAACCAAUCAGAGCAGAGCAGUGAUUUGUCAGUUCGAGUUGACGAGUUUUCACGUAUUGCGUUUCCUGUGGCGUUCAUAAGUUUCAAUGUCGUAUAUUGGUGCACUUUUAUGCGAUAGAUUAUCCAUCAGCGAACAUUAGAAAAUAUCAUCACAUCAAAACGAUUUUGUGAAAUAUACUUUCAACUUUUAUGAAAAGAUUUGUGUUACCAUUAAGCAAUACUUUUUCUAGAAAAAAUGGAUACUAAUUGAAGAAAAGUCGAUAUUAUUUGCGUUAGUUUUUCUAUAUAUCCAUUUUCUAUAUUUUAUAUAUAUAUUUCUAUUUUCUAUACUUAUAUCCACUCAAUUUUUUAUUGAAAUUGAUAAUAAUUUUUGAAGAAAAAAUGGAUGUUAUUUGGAUAAUAUUGAAAUUCAUAUGGAGAAAAAGACAAAAUUAUUUGUUUAACAGAUCUGAAUGUUAAAUUGACUUGUGAUUUAGUGCAACUGCUCUCUCUUAUCGAGAUAAACUCAACAACUUCAAAAUCUGAGUCAAAGAAUGAUUCAAAAAACUCUUGUCACAACCGUGCCCUUUUCCCGUGCCGUUGGAAAAAAAUAAAUGCACUUUUCAAUUUGAGCAACCAUUAAAAACUGAUGAAGGUAUGGAACAUUUCGUAUACUUGAUUGAAUAUUGACAUUUUUCAAAUCAAAUACUUAGAUGACUUUUAUUUGAAGCGAUUUAGUUCAGUCAUUCGUUUUGAUGUCGUGUUUAAUUGAAAUUUAA
Messenger RNA from Symsagittifera roscoffensis, 2612 nucleotides. RefSeq names its product glycine receptor subunit alpha-4-like. The record is from RefSeq and is a predicted model, not a curated record. Gene Ontology annotation, cellular component: neuron projection; synapse; plasma membrane. Gene Ontology annotation, biological process: regulation of membrane potential; nervous system process; chemical synaptic transmission. Gene Ontology annotation, molecular function: transmitter-gated monoatomic ion channel activity involved in regulation of postsynaptic membrane potential; transmembrane signaling receptor activity; excitatory extracellular ligand-gated monoatomic ion channel activity. NCBI's taxonomy places the organism in Eukaryota, Metazoa, Xenacoelomorpha, Acoela, Convolutidae. The transcript has 8 exons. Bases 443 to 1972 code for a protein of 509 amino acids.